AUUAAAAGGAACUCAUCUGUCAUCAGGAAAUUAAAAGGAAUAUCGUCAAACAUAAUCGAAUAACAUUUGUGAGCCUCUUUCAUCUCAUCUCAUCUGUGAUCAACAUCAAACCUCAUCCGAUACCAUGACAUCAGGUAUGGUGGCAGUGAUGUCAUCAUCAAUUGCAACACGUCCUCUCUUCACUGCUAUUAUGCCCAACAACAACUUCAACAACAACAGCUCACUCACACUCACUAAUACUAAGUGUAGAACAAGAAGACUAUCAUCAAUAUGCUGUGAGGUGGCUUUGAGAUCUGAUUCCGUUGACCAUGAUGAAGAUUUGAAGACAAAUUUGGACAAAGUGGGUUGUAAGAUUAAGGUGAAAAGGCCACUAAAAGUGUACCAUGUUCCCAAAUUGCCAGAGGUUGAAUUGACACCUGAUAUGGUUGGUGUUGUUAAGCAGUACGUUGGGUUUUGGAAAGGAAAGCGUAUUUCCCCUAAUUAUCCUUUCAAAGUUGAGUUCUUUAUCGAUGUCCCUGGCCGCGGUUCUGUUAAACUCUUUGCUCAUUUGAGGGAAGAUGAAUUCGAUAUCGUUUAAUAUAAUUUCACUUAUGUAUGUAUCAGCCUGUUUGUCAGUUGUAUUGAUGAAUUGGAAUACACUCUCCUUUUUAUCAUAACUUCUAAUUAGCCACUGUUAUUAGGGUUUUAUUUUUUUUGCUAUGAUUGCUUUGUCUGUUGAUGACUAUAUGGAAUAAUCACUUCUUUUGAUUCAUGUAGUCGACCCCCUUAUGAGAUUAAGGCUUUGAUUGAUUGAUUGA
Molecule: messenger RNA, 797 nt
Organism: Chenopodium quinoa (quinoa)
Lineage: Eukaryota; Viridiplantae; Streptophyta; Magnoliopsida; Caryophyllales; Amaranthaceae
Product: ferredoxin-thioredoxin reductase, variable chain, chloroplastic-like
Exons: 1
Coding region: 125-577 (150 amino acids)
Biological process (GO): photosynthesis
Source: RefSeq, a predicted model, not a curated record